AUGGCUCUCAGGAGCUCGAUUGACAAGCAUGACGUCGAGUCUGUCGACCAGAAGGCUCACGUUGAGAGCUCGUCUCAAGCUAUCGAUAUUGCUGGCUUCCGCGUGUUCGGCCUAGAUCCUGCUGAUGCAGAGUUCUUCGAAACUUAUCCGGAGGACAAGCGCAAGAGAGUCUUCCGCAAGGUUGACUUUCGCCUGGUGCCGAUGCUCGCCUUGCUCUACUUGAUCUGCCACAUUGAUCGCGCGAACAUCGGUAAUGCCAAAAUCGAGGGCAUGGUACAAGACCUGGGCAUGACAGGCGUUCAGUACAACAUUGUCCUAUCCAUCUUUUUCGUCCCAUACGUCCUACUCGAGGUCCCCAGUAACAUCAUCCUCAAGAAGUUCAAGCGCCCUUCGAUGUACCUUGGUAUUCUGACUCUCUCCUGGGGAAUUAUCAUGACCUGCACUGGCUUGGUAAAGAACUUCGGCGGCCUCAUGGCCACUCGUGUUCUUCUCGGCAUUUUUGAGGCUGGUUUCUUCCCUGGCGCGAUCUAUCUUUGCAGCUACUGGUACAUGCCCAAAGAUCUCAGCUCUAGGAUUUCAUACUUCUACUGCGCGAGCGCUCUCUCCGGUGCAUUCUCUGGUCUGUUGGCCGCAGGCAUCGCCAAGAUGCACGGGGUUGGCGGCUACGAGGGAUGGCGCUGGAUCUUCAUUCUCGAGGGCCUCGCUACCGUGGUUCUGGGCGUCGCCUGCUUCUUCCUGCUCAUCGACACGCCCGCCUUGUCGACACGCUGGCUCGAGCCUGAUGAAAUCCGCUACCUGGAGCUUUCCAUGUUCAUCAAGCAGGGCGACCUGAAGAUGGUCCUGACCAACUGGAGGAUUUAUGUUCAGGCCUAUUUCCUGCUCUGCCAGUCGGCUCUGUCUUAUGGCAUCAAGUUCACUCUCCCUACGAUCACCAAGUCUAUGGGUUUCAGCACUACCAACGCUCAGUUGACCUCUGCUCCCCCUUAUGUGGCCGCAGCGGCUUCUGCCAUCAUCUUCGCCAAGAUCUCCGACAAGUUCUUCUGGCGCAUGCCCUUCGUUGUCACCCCCAUGGCCAUCGUCACGACGGCGUACUCAAUCAUCAUCUCCCUCAAUGGAGAACUUAAGGAGAAGCGAGCCGUUGCCUACUUCUCUGUGGUUCUUGCCGUCAUCGGUAUCUACCCCAUUCAGGCCGCUGCGGCGUCGUGGAACGCCAACAACAUUGCACCAUCCUCGAGGCGAGCGAUCGGCAUUGCUCUUAUGAACUGUGUUGGCAACGUCGGUGGUAUUGUCGGCAGCUUCAUGUACCUCGAGCGCGAGAAGCCCAAGUACCAUACCGGCUUUGGCCUCAGUUUGGCCUUUGGCGCGAGCGGUAUGAUCGUCGCUGUGCUUCUCGAGCUGAGCUACAAGCAUGCCAAUGCGCGCAAGGCAAGGAUUGCGGAGGAGGCGAAGCAAAAGUACACUGAGGAGGAGCUGUUUGAAAUGGGAGAUCGAUCUCCUUUGUUCAAGCACGUUCUGUAG
This is a messenger RNA of Verticillium dahliae VdLs.17, 1518 nucleotides long. RefSeq lists its product as uncharacterized. Gene Ontology annotation, biological process: transmembrane transport. Gene Ontology annotation, cellular component: membrane. Lineage: Eukaryota; Fungi; Ascomycota; Sordariomycetes; Glomerellales; Plectosphaerellaceae. The record is from RefSeq and is a predicted model, not a curated record. The coding region runs from base 1 to 1518 and encodes 505 amino acids. Gene Ontology annotation, molecular function: transmembrane transporter activity. The transcript has 6 exons.